AAUUCGUCCUUGACGCAUCGUCCUUCUUUCUCGAUCCUCCUUCCGCGCCCAUCUCUCGUACUGCGUUGCUCCCCGACAGCCUUCCUCUGACUUGUGGCCUGUUGUGCCCUGUCUUCAAACCCUGACGGCGCCCGCGCCAAACGGGCAAACUCGCAAGGCCUCUAUACCUGUUUUUCUUUCGCGUCGCCAUGAUCGUUCCUCUGUCGACGCUAGCUCUGGCGGCCGCCGCGCUGUCCUCUACCGGCCUUGUUCACGCACUCUCUGCCACCGACAUCCGCUCCGACGCCCCUAUCUCUUCCCUGCUCUCCUCGGCACAGUCUCACCUAGCAAGAGGCGAAACGAGCGAGGCAUUGGCGUACUACGAUGCCGUCAUUGCCCGUGACCCCUCCGACUACUUGACCUUCUUCAAGCGCGCCACUACCUACCUCUCCCUCGGUCGCACGUCGCAAGCCACCUCCGACUUCAAUAAGGUCUUGGAGCUGAAGCCUGGCUUUGAGGGCGCGCAUAUGCAGCUUGGAAAGCUGAAGGCGAGAGCUGCCGACUGGGAUGGAGCCAAGGAUCACUACCUCUCGGCCAAUCGUAAGGCGGGCAGCCCCGAGUUCGAUAGCCUGGUUGAGGCGCAGGGCGCAGCAAAACUAGCAGAAGCAGCGGCAAAUCAAGGGAACUGGGACGAGUGCAUCAGCCAAGUGGGAGAGGCCAUCUUCGUCGCAAACCGGGCGGCCCCCCUCCGCGAACUGCGUGUCAGGUGCCGGUUCGAGAAAGGCGAGGUUGAGGAGGGCAUGAACGAUCUGCAACACAUCCUCCAGAUGAGGGCGGGUGACACCACUCCGCACCAACAGAUUUCUGCGACUACAUUCUAUGGGUUGGGCGAUCUGGAGCAGGGCAUGGCGCAGAUCAAGAAGUGUCUACACUCGGAUCCGGAGUCGAAGCCGUGCAAGAAGUUAUUAAAGCAACAAAAGAGCAUCAGCAAGACACUAGCCAAGGUCAACAAGGCCUUAGAGAGGAACCAGCCCAUGACCGGCGUGAAGCUGCUCGUGCCCUCUGGCGAAGAGCAGGGCCUAAUUGACGAAGUCGAGGGGCAGAUCAAGGAACUUAAGCAGAGAGGUAUCAUCCCGGCGCGCGCGCCAAGUACCCUGCUGGCAAGACUAGUCGAGAUGGCCUGCCAAGCCUACUACGAGGCGAACAGCAAGAAGGCCAGCAUAUACUGUUCGAAAUCUCUAGCGCUAGACGAGAACUCCUUCUACGGCCUUCUGUAUACGGCAAAGAUCCAGAUGGAAGCCGAGGAGUUCGAGCACUGUAUCGGCACACUCAACAAAGCUGCCGAGGCUAGGGCCGACAAGCGGGAUAUCGUCCAACCCCUCCAACAGAAGGCGCAAGUCGCACUCAAGCGCAGCAAGACCAAAGAUUACUACAAGGUUCUCGGCGUCUCCCACGACGCCGACGCACGGCAGAUCAAGGCAGCCUACCGAAAGCUGACCAAAAUCCACCACCCGGACAAGGCCGCGAAGCAAGGCCUAACUAAGGAGGCGGCUGAGAAGAAGAUGGCGAGCAUCAACGAGGCGUACGAAGUAUUGAGCAACCCAGAGCUAAGGGAGAGAUUCGACAGGGGGGACGAUCCAAACUCUCACGAUCAGCAGAACCCGUUCCAGGGGCACCCGUUCGGCGGUGGCAACCAAUUCAUGUUCCAGCAGGGCGGUGGUCAACAAUUCCAAUUCAAGUUCGGAUCUGGGGGCGGUGGCUUCCCGGGAGGGUUCCCAUUCGGCUAAAAGCCUCGCAUGUGAGGUUGUAAGUUUUUUUUUUUCUUUUUCUUUCGGGAUGGAAUCAGAGGGCUGGAGUUUGCGGCGAGGUGUAGAUACCUAUGUUCUUUUCCUCCUAGGCCGGCGUACAGCCGUAAUAUAUAUUCGACUAGGAACGGAUACGCCCUCGGCGGCGAUGUCCAACCAGCGACCCAACCAGUGUU
Messenger RNA from Durotheca rogersii, 1960 nucleotides. Its product is annotated as DnaJ domain-containing protein. The record is from RefSeq and is a predicted model, not a curated record. Gene Ontology annotation, biological process: protein folding in endoplasmic reticulum. NCBI's taxonomy places the organism in Eukaryota, Fungi, Ascomycota, Sordariomycetes, Xylariales, Xylariaceae. Bases 189 to 1766 code for a protein of 525 amino acids. The transcript is spliced from 2 exons. Gene Ontology annotation, molecular function: misfolded protein binding; protein-folding chaperone binding. Gene Ontology annotation, cellular component: endoplasmic reticulum.